Molecule: messenger RNA, 1623 nt
Organism: Nylanderia fulva
Lineage: Eukaryota; Metazoa; Arthropoda; Insecta; Hymenoptera; Formicidae
Source: RefSeq, a predicted model, not a curated record
AUGCUGCACGUUGACUCGGCUUCUUCCUCAACUGCAUCCGCUGUCUCUCAAAAAAACGAAACCUCGUCGAGUGUGUCAUCAGACUCCAUCGCGAUUACUUCGGCCACGGCAUUAUGCUCCCAGCUAACAGGCGUCGCGCUCCCGCAAAUGUUACUCGCGACGGCCCGCGUCACCGUCGGUGCACCGUCGGGUCGGACUCUCACCGUGCGAGCGCUUCUCGAUCAAGGCUCGGAGAUCACCUUCAUCACGGAGCGUCUCGCACAAACUCUCAGAAUGCGUCGCAUUCGCCAACCGCUCUCGAUUUCCGCCGUCGGCGGAAUGAACGCCGGAACUUGUCAGUUCGCCGCUAAGAUUCGGAUCGCUCCGAUCAAUCAAGCUGCUCCCGUGUUCACGACAACCGCGUCGAUUCUCAGAUCUCUCACAAAAUAUUCGCCUUACAAGGCGAAUUCCAACUAUGAUUGGAGCUAUCUAAGCGAUCUCAAUCUGGCCGAUCCGAAUCCAACAAGCGCUGACCCGAUCGAAAUCCUGAUCGGAGCAGACUUAUAUGGCGAAUUGCUGCUUAGCGGCGUUCGUAAAGGCGCCCCUGGGCAGCCAAUUGCGCAGCAAACCAUUUUCGGCUGGGUUUUGUCGGGGCCCAUGUCCGAGCUGUCGACGCAAUCGCGAGCGAUCACCGUUCAGCAUUGCGCGAAUUCGGAGGCUCUAGAUCAGGAGCUCAGACGAUUCUGGGAAAUCGAAGAAACUCCUCGACAGGCUCUCCUCAGCCCUGAAGAGCAGCAAUGUGAGGAGCAUUUCACAGCCACGCAUUCGCGCGGUGCUGACGGUCGAUACACAGUGCGCCUUCCGUUUAAGAGCGGUCCGCCGAUCGACAUCGGCGAUUCGCGCCACACGGCUGAACGCUUCCUGCGAGGAUUGCAUCGUCGCUUCCUUCUACAUUCCGACCUUCGUGCGGCCUACGCCGAAUUUAUGCACGACUACGAAUCAUUAGGACAUAUGAACGAAGUGAAGAGCGAUCAAGUUGCCUCGCAGGAAGUGUAUCUCCCUCAUCAUCCUGUCAUUCGCGACAGCAGCGUUACGACAAGAUUGCGAGUCGUAUUUAACGCGUCGAGUCUGACGACCAAUUCAACGUCGUUGAAUAAUCACUUGCUCACCGGGCCAAAGUUACAAGCGGACUUAUCGGCUGUCAUUCUGCGCUGGCGACAGUUCCGCUACGUUUAUGCUGCCGAUAUAACAAAAAUGUAUCGCCAAAUAGUUAUGGACCCGCGUGACAUCGAUUACCAGCGAAUUCUAUGGAGCGGCGCUCCUUCAGAACCCGCUCGAGCUUAUCAGCUCACUACUGUCACAUACGGCACAGCCUGUGCGCCAUUUUUAGCGCUACGCGUCAUUCGUCAGCUUGCUCAAGAUGAGGGUAGUUCUUUCCCACUCGCUGCUAUUGUUCUGCAGCAAAAUACUUAUGUCGAUGACAUUCUCUUCGGGGCGGACGACAUACCUCUUCUUCGUCAAGUUCGCGAGCAGGUAUGCGCGUUGCUUCGUCGAGGCCGAUUCGAGCUGAGAAAAUGGGCGAGCAACUCUUCUCAACUCCUCAGCGAUAUCGCUAGCGCAGAUCACGGUCCUAGUUUGCGAUAA